AUGAUGAAGAUAUGUACUGACUGGUUGCGUAUGCCGGAUAAUUUCUUGGAGUUCCAGAAAUUGUUGCUCCUUUUCUUUCCUCGGAUAGUGGACCUUAAAGCCAUGAUGAGCGAGCACAAGUUUCCAAAAAGCGGUCUUCAAGAGCUAGCUGACUUGAUGCGCGUUCCCCGUAUUGGACUAAAGCAUCAAGCUGGGAGUGACGCAAUGCUUACUGGUGAAACCUUCUUUCGGUUUUUGGAGUCCACGCCGUGGCAAUUGGCUGUCUGCCCUUCAGCCCUGUAUGCUGUUGUCUCUAUGGCUGUCUUCGGAGUUCGGGCGAAGCGGUUACUCAUCAGGGAGCUUCAUAUUUCCGCACAUCGCCUUCCGGUCAUCCACUUUGACGCCAGUCCAUCAUGGCACAUCUCCCCCCUCUUGGAGUUGGGUUUUCUAUCCGGGUGCCGUCAGGUGGUAGAUGCCGCUUCGACGCCGACCGAAAGACAAGCUUUGUACAUUGCCUAUGGGUUGUCGGAUUCUAAAUCGGUGGGAACGCACACCCCUGACGAUCGCUCUUCACUUCGGACACGCAUUCGUUAG
Molecule: messenger RNA, 573 nt
Organism: Echinostoma caproni
Lineage: Eukaryota; Metazoa; Platyhelminthes; Trematoda; Plagiorchiida; Echinostomatidae
Source: the annotation of a GenBank genome assembly